Elgaria multicarinata webbii is the source of this 1505-nucleotide messenger RNA. RefSeq names its product TGFB induced factor homeobox 1 (gene TGIF1). Gene Ontology annotation, molecular function: RNA polymerase II cis-regulatory region sequence-specific DNA binding; DNA-binding transcription repressor activity, RNA polymerase II-specific. NCBI's taxonomy places the organism in Eukaryota, Metazoa, Chordata, Lepidosauria, Squamata, Anguidae. The record is from RefSeq and is a predicted model, not a curated record. The coding region runs from base 255 to 1058 and encodes 267 amino acids. The transcript has 3 exons. Gene Ontology annotation, biological process: negative regulation of transcription by RNA polymerase II.
AGCACAAGUUAAAGAACAAAGAAAGAAGAAGCGGAGAGCGCCGCUCUCCAGUGACUUUCAGCUUUGACGGGACCAGAGAACACUGCUCAUUCAACACACCAGACGCCGUUUAAGGCGAACUGCCGGGGAGCUUCCAUUCUCUCCCGCUCCCUGCCUUUUCCCAAGUUUCUUUCUCCCCCCCCCCACCCCACAAACCGAAUAAAAAGGGGGAAAGGUCUUCCCGGAUUGGGCAGCAGGAGCUCCCAGCCACCAAGAUGAAAACUCCCAAAAAUGCUGUUGUUGCAAUAUCGGGUAGUGAGACAGAGGAUGAUGACAGUAUGGAUGUUCCUCUGGAUCUUUCUUCUUCUGCCAGUUCAGUCAAGAGGAGGCGGCGGGGUAAUUUGCCCAAGGAAUCAGUGCAGAUUCUUCGGGACUGGCUAUAUGAGCACCGCUACAAUGCUUAUCCUUCAGAGCAAGAAAAAGCACUACUGUCAAGACAGACACACCUUUCCACACUACAGGUCUGCAACUGGUUUAUCAAUGCACGCCGCAGGCUUUUACCUGACAUGCUGCGGAAGGAUGGGAAGGACCCAAAUCAAUUCACAAUCUCACGAAGAGGGACCAAGAUGACUGAUGGAAACCCGGUGGAAUUCUCCAUUGGCACAAAAAACUGUAUUCCAUUGAUUGAGAGCUCGUUUCUCUCUGGUAGCACAGGACCAAACAAGAUUUGUAAACCUCCCUCUCCAGGAUCUGUUUUGGUUCGACCAUCGGUAAUUUGCCACACCACGGUGACUGCACUGAAAGAUUCUCCUUUCCAUUUUGGUCAACUAGCUAGUUCAGGUCAGACCCCAGAUGACCUGCAGCGGGCUUCGCCUACCAACUUCUCAGACAAAACUCUUCUGUACCAUGAAGAUAUGUCUAAGCUGGGACCUAGUACAAAUGCACAGAGUGGGCUUUUCAACACUCCCCCUCCUACUCCUCCAGACCUCAAUCAGGAUUUUAGUGGAUUUCAGCUCUUGGUGGAUGUUGCACUCAAACGGGCAGCAGAGAUGGAAUUGCAGGCAAAACUCAUGGCAUAAAUUGUUCUUCAUAUUUUCCUUCCCAUGGCAGGGAUGUAAUAGAAAGAUGUGGUGACUGUCUACAUGAUAUCAAAGACUUAAACUGCAUUUUUUAAUUAAUCUUAUUUGCACAAAGGAUAGCUGAAAUGAAGCUUCCUCACACUGAAAUGGUAUUCAGUGGAACACCAUCAUUCCAAGAAUUACAAACUUAACUCUACUGUAGAAACAAGAGGGUGUUUUUUUUAAAAAAAAUAAAUGUUUCUUAGUAGGCUUUUCAUAAUGUGAGAUUGUUCCCAAGAUCAUGUGAUUUUUGUUUUGUUUGUUAUUAUUUUCAUUGUUUCUUUCAGACUGUGCAAUAUUUAGGAAUGAGAUUAGUCUUCAUAUCAUUCCCACGUGGAACAAAAUAUACCAACAGGCUGUCUUAAAAACAAAUUUCAGAUUUUAAAACAAGUCUGAAUGAUUAUACUU